AUGUCUUCCAAGGCUCCUGUCAAAGGCUAUCCCCAGUGCUCUUCUUCAACCCCUAUGCCAACCCCUGCUCCAGCACCUUCAUCUAGUGGCUGUUGCGGGUCCAACUCGGGAGGCUGUUGUGAAUCCAGCUCCGGAGGCUGCUGUGGGUCCAGCUCCAGAGGCUGCUGUGGGUCCAACUCCGGAGGAUGCUGUGGGUCUACAGGCUGCUGUGGGUCUAGUUCUACUGGAUGCUUUGGCGGCUGUUGUCUACCUUCCCGGCGCCGCAGGCGACGUGGGGGCUGUUGCUGCUGUGGGGAUAGCGGCAGCCAGAGAUCGCAGUCCCAGAGCCAGAGCCGGGUUGGCUCCGGCUGCUGCUCUGGAGGUUGCUGAGUUGGCCCCAGCAGCAGAAGUGAAGACCAGCCCUCAGGAUGAAUGGCACAAGAGGCUGGCCCUGAUUUCUACCUCCCCUUGGUCUUCUUCCUCUUGCUUUGGAGAUGUCUCUGGGUGGAGCUUAGAGUUUCCCUCAGAAGUUCAACUGAAUCUUCAUGCCCGGAAACCCAUGUCCUUCUCUAAUCCAUGUAACUGCACAUAGAGGUCUUUCUCCACAGAGACCAUUUCUCUGUGCAUUCUGCUAGAUUUGUCUUUUUUUUUUCCUAUCUGCAGAUACGAGGCCCUGCACUUAGUAGGCCCUGAAUCAGUAUUGGUUAAUUAAAUCUGAUUUU
Messenger RNA from Dromiciops gliroides (monito del monte), 701 nucleotides. It is a transcript of the gene CRCT1, whose product is annotated as cysteine rich C-terminal 1. NCBI's taxonomy places the organism in Eukaryota, Metazoa, Chordata, Mammalia, Microbiotheria, Microbiotheriidae. The coding region runs from base 1 to 369 and encodes 122 amino acids. The record is from RefSeq and is a predicted model, not a curated record. The transcript has a single exon.